This is a messenger RNA of Alnus glutinosa, 1656 nucleotides long. Its product is annotated as S-adenosylmethionine synthase 2. Gene Ontology annotation, cellular component: cytosol. Gene Ontology annotation, biological process: S-adenosylmethionine biosynthetic process. The coding region runs from base 174 to 1355 and encodes 393 amino acids. The record is from RefSeq and is a predicted model, not a curated record. The transcript is spliced from 2 exons. Lineage: Eukaryota; Viridiplantae; Streptophyta; Magnoliopsida; Fagales; Betulaceae. Gene Ontology annotation, molecular function: methionine adenosyltransferase activity; ATP binding.
AUGUAACCCAAAAUACGCCGCUUGGGGAAGCUCUUCAUUUCCCUAUAAAUUCGCACCGAGAAGCCCAAGUUUGAAAUCGUAGCGCUUGGCAUUGGGUCCAUUACUCUUCAAGCAACCACAGACUCUAGGGUUAAACACUCUCUCCCCCUCUCUUCCUUCCCAGCUUGAAAGAAAUGGAGACCUUCCUAUUCACCUCUGAAUCAGUGAACGAGGGGCACCCAGACAAGCUCUGUGACCAGAUCUCUGAUGCGGUACUUGACGCUUGCCUAGCACAGGACGCUGAGAGCAAGGUGGCCUGUGAGACCUGCACCAAGACCAACAUGGUCAUGGUGUUCGGAGAGAUCACAACCAAGGCCAACGUGGACUACGAGAAAAUCGUGCGUGACACAUGCCGAGCCAUUGGGUUUGUUUCGGAGGAUGUGGGACUGGACGCCGACAACUGCAAGGUCCUUGUCAACAUUGAGCAGCAGAGCCCUGACAUUGCUCAGGGUGUCCAUGGCCACCUCACCAAGCGGCCUGAGGAGAUUGGUGCUGGAGACCAGGGCCACAUGUUUGGCUAUGCAACAGACGAGACCCCUGAGUUGAUGCCUUUGAGCCAUGUGCUUGCAACCAAGCUUGGCGCUCGGCUCACUGAGGUCCGCAAGAAUGGCACAUGCCCAUGGCUUAGGCCAGAUGGGAAAACCCAAGUCACUGUUGAGUAUUACAAUGACAAGGGCGCAAUGGUUCCUGUUCGUGUUCACACUGUGCUCAUCUCUACUCAGCAUGAUGAGACUGUUACUAAUGAUGAGAUUGCGGCUGAUCUCAAAGAGCAUGUGAUCAAGCCUGUGGUUCCUGAGAAGUACCUCGACGAGAAGACCAUCUUCCACCUUAACCCAUCUGGGCGUUUUGUCAUUGGUGGUCCUCAUGGUGAUGCUGGCCUCACUGGGCGUAAGAUCAUUAUUGACACAUAUGGUGGAUGGGGUGCUCAUGGUGGUGGCGCAUUUUCUGGUAAGGAUCCAACUAAGGUGGAUAGGAGUGGUGCUUACAUUGUCAGGCAGGCUGCAAAGAGCAUUGUGGCAAGUGGACUUGCCAGGAGGUGCAUUGUGCAAGUCUCUUAUGCCAUUGGAGUUCCCGAGCCUUUGUCGGUGUUUGUUGACACUUAUGGUACCGGAAAGAUUCCCGACAAAGAGAUCCUCAAGAUUGUGAAGGAGAACUUUGAUUUCAGGCCUGGUAUGAUCGCCAUUAACCUUGAUCUCAAGAGGGGUGGCAAUGGCAGGUUCUUGAAGACCGCUGCUUAUGGGCAUUUUGGCAGGGAUGAUUCUGACUUCACAUGGGAGGUGGUGAAGCCCCUUAAGUGGGAGAAGGGCCAAGCUUGAUUAAGGCCUUGUCAUUUAUAUCCAAGAUAUAAUUAACCCUAUUUUAUUAUUUGCUUCUGCUCUGGAAAGCAGGAGUUUGCCUGUUGGCUCUUCCUAUGCAUGUGUUCUUUUGUUUUUAUUAUAUUUCAUGUGUUCUUUCGGAAGAUAAUGUUAGUCUUUUUAUGAGGGUUAUUGGAAAUCAUAAACGAAUGGAAAGCUAUUGUUGGAGUUGUAUUGUAAUUGCUGGCAGCCGGAAAGAGAUUAAUAUAUGAAAGAGAAUGGUUGAAUGGUUGGUUGCAACUUGGCAGCAGAGCUGCAUCAA